Messenger RNA from Paramecium primaurelia, 990 nucleotides. The record is from the annotation of a GenBank genome assembly. NCBI's taxonomy places the organism in Eukaryota, Ciliophora, Oligohymenophorea, Peniculida, Parameciidae.
AUGAAAAAUAUAAUUGCAGCCACAUUGACGACUCUACUCAUUGGUUUUGGUUUAUACGAAGUAAAUUUAGAUUCUGCUUCUGAUUUUGAAAGAUGGGCUUUGAAAUAUGGCAAAAAUUAUUAUGGAGAUGAGAAAAUUUAUAGAUAAACAAUUUAUUAUCAAAAUAAAUAAAUGAUUGAUGAACAUAACAAAAGAACCGAUGCUACUUAUUUAAUGGCACAAAAUCAAUUUAUGACUAUUACAAAUGAAGAAUUUAUUCGACUAUAUUUGAAUACUAAAUCAUCUGAAUAAUUAAAUCAAUAAGAUUAAGUUAGAAGAAACAAUAUUUAUAAAUCUCCAGAAUCGAUUAACAAAGAAAAUAAACGAGAUUCAGUUGAUUGGAGAGGUUUGGUAAAAGUUAAAAAUUAAGGAUCGUGUCCUUCUUCCUAUGCAAUUUCAGCAACUAGUUUAACAGAAGCAGAAUAUGCAGCCUUAAAAGGAAUAUCUGUAACAUUAUCAGCACAAUAAAUUAUGGAUUGUCAUUACAUGAAGGAUGGAUGUGAUCCUAAUUUUGAUAGAAAUACUGUUUGGGAAGCAUUAGGAUACAUGAUGUAACAUGGAUUAUAUAAUGAAUACUAAUAUCCGUACACUGGUAAAGAUCAGCGGUGUUAAAUAAAAACAGAUGGACCUUGGAAGAUCAAAAAUCGCUCGUGGUCUGCUUCUAUGAAAGCUUAUUCUUUAUAAAGCCAUCUUUAUUUUAACCAUCCUUAUUCAGUUGAAGUUGAUGGCACUAAAUGGUAAUUCUAUGGUUCUGGUAUAUUUUCUGAUUGUAGUUCUGCUACUAGCACAACUAAUUAUUAUGCAUUAGUUGUUGGAUAUGAUAAAUCAGAAAAUUGGUUUGUUCAAGCUUCUUUUGGAACUACUUGGGGAGAAUCUGGAUAUAUAAGAUUAGCACCAGGAAAUACUUGUGGUAUUUUAAAUACGGUCAAUCAUGUGGACUUGAAUGAUUGA